This is a messenger RNA of Rotaria sp. Silwood1, 498 nucleotides long. NCBI's taxonomy places the organism in Eukaryota, Metazoa, Rotifera, Eurotatoria, Philodinida, Philodinidae. The record is from the annotation of a GenBank genome assembly.
AUGGGUUUGACAAUGGACGAGAAUGGAUCUCUCUAUGUCACUGACUUUCUAAAACAUGAAGUGAGACGAUAUCGAAGAGGAGAAUCUCAAGGAACAGUGGUUGCAGGUGGCAAUGGAAGUGGAAAUCGUCUCGAUCAACUCUCUUACCCAACAUACGUAUUCGUCGAUCGAGAUCAUUCAGUGUACGUAUCUGAUUGGAACAAUCAUCGUGUGAUGAAAUGGAUGGAAGGUGCAAAACAAGGCAUUGUCGUGGCUGAUGGUCAAGGAUAUGGAAAUGAUCUUACACAAUUGUCAUCUCCUCAAGGAGUCGUUGUCGAUCAAUUGGGCACUGUCUAUGUGGCUGAUCGAUGGAAUAAUCGAAUCAUGCGUUGGCCUAAAGGAGCCACACAAGGAAGUGUCAUUGUUGGUGGAGACGGUAGAGGAGAACAAUCGAACCAACUCAAUAGACCCUUCGGUUUGUCAUUCGAUCGACACGGGAAUCUCUAUGUUGUCGAUUGA